UUGAAGCAACCCAAGCACGCUCUCUCAUGGGAUUCGCUUCCGCUCUGCUGCUGCUCCGGCUCCGGUACACGCCGCGCUGCUCCUCUUCCACCCCCGCCCCCGCCCCCGUGUGAGUCACAGUCCGAUCCUCCCUCCAUGGUGAUGGCCAGCGCCGGCGUCAACAACAUGCCCCAGGGGGACUCCGAGGAAGGUCGCCUGCGCAGGCGCGCCCGCCUCCACGCGCGCCGCUACGCCCACCAAGCCUCCUCCGCCCCUGCCCCCGGCCCCGCCCCCGCCCCCGAGGAAGGAGGGGAAGUGCAGUCCCCGCCGCCCUCCUCCGACUCCUCCUCCUCCUCCGACUCCAAGGAGGAGGAGUCGGGCUGUGCCUCUGACGCGGUUGUUGCGGCGGCGCCCCAGCUGCUGCCCUCCAAGGACAAGGACAAGGACAAGGACAAGUCGUGGUGGAGAUGGCCCGUGUCGUUCGGGUCGGUGGCGCUGGCGGGGCGGCUGCGGGAGAUGGAGGACACGGUGUCGCUGCACCCCAGCUUGUGCGCCUGGGCCGACGGCUCGCCCAUGCACCUGUUCGCCGUCUUCGACGGACACGGCGGCCCCCACGCCGCGGCGCUGUGCAGGGAGCAGAUGCACGUCAUCCUCGCGGAGGAGCUGGCCGGCGCCGCGGCAGCCUUCAAAUUCAAUAACCGGCAGUCGGAGCAACCGGCGGCGGCGCCAUCGUCAUCAUCAUCGUCAUCGUGGGAGCAGCAGCAGCGAGAGCAAGAGUGGGAGGAGCAAGUGGCGUGGCGUGGCGCCCUGUCGAGGAGCUUCGCGCGGGCGGACGCGCGGGCGGUGUCGGCGUGCGCGUGCGGGCGCGGGAGCACUGCGAGUGUGCCCAAGUCGUGCUCGUGCCUGCAGUCGGCGGCGCAGAAAGGCGCCAUCGUGGGGUCGACGGCCGUGGUGGCGCUGCUGGUCCGCGACCGGCUCAUCGUGGCCAACUGCGGCGACUCCCGCGCCGUGCUGUCCCGGGGCGGCGUCGCCGUGCCGCUCUCCCACGACCACAAGCCUGACCGGCCGGACGAGAUGGCGCGGAUCAAGGCGGCCGGCGGCAAGGUCAUGUACAUGAACGGAGCGCGCGUCCGCGGCAUCCUCGCCAUGUCCCGAGCGCUAGGGCACAGGCUCCUGAAGCCAGAAGUGAUAUGCGAGCCAGAGAUCAGCAUAACGGAAAGGUGCGAGGACGACGACUGCCUGAUCCUCGCGAGCGACGGGCUGUGGGACGUGAUCUCCAACAAGGUGGCCUGCGACGUGGCCAGGCAAUGCCUGGAAGACGGGAGCCCGACCAGAGCUCCUGCUGCAGCUGGGAGCAGCGAAGCCGCUCCCAGCAGCGGCGGCGCCGCGCCGGUGGUUUCGCAGGAGGAAGAGCCCCGGUGCUUCCGCGCGGCGGCCCUCCUCGCGAGGCUGGCCCUCGGGAGGGAGAGCUCCGAUAACAUUAGCGUGGUGGUGGUUGAUCUCAAGGCGAGGGGUUAAUUAGCUAGCCUAGCUAGGCAGAUGAGAUCACCGUAACGGCCAUAUCCAUAUAUCAUUUGCAACUUAGACCGACUUGGCAAAUUAAUUAAGCAGCAAAAGCUCGAUCUGAGGUUUCGUUU
Triticum dicoccoides is the source of this 1616-nucleotide messenger RNA. RefSeq names its product probable protein phosphatase 2C 37. The record is from RefSeq and is a predicted model, not a curated record. NCBI's taxonomy places the organism in Eukaryota, Viridiplantae, Streptophyta, Magnoliopsida, Poales, Poaceae. Gene Ontology annotation, molecular function: cation binding; protein serine/threonine phosphatase activity. The transcript is spliced from 4 exons. Gene Ontology annotation, biological process: protein dephosphorylation. Bases 136 to 1497 code for a protein of 453 amino acids.